AUGGCCUCGCCGAGUAAAGUGGAUAUGCUGUCCCUUUUGAGGGAUUCUCUCGACUACGAGGGUUCAACGAAAUCUCACGUGUUUGUUGUGAUGGGAGCGUCGGGGGACCUGGCAAAAAAGAAGAUCUACCCAACUUUAUGGUGGCUAUACAGGGAUGGCCUUCUCCCACCAAAUACCUCCUUCAUCGGCUAUGCUCGUAGCAAAAUCAACAUGGAUGAAGUACAGAAGAGAUGUGUUCCCUAUAUGAAGGUUCAAGACAGUGAAAAAGACAAACUAGCAGCAUUUUUCAAAGUCAAUGAAUACAUUGCUGGAGAUUAUGAGAAGGCAGCAAGUUUCUCCCUCCUGAACAAAGCCUUGGACCAGAAGAACAAUGCCAACCGUAUCUUUUAUCUCGCUCUACCUCCGUCUGUUUACGAAUCUGUCACACGCAAUAUUAAGGCCAUUUGUAUGGCAAAAGAAGGGUGCUGGACUCGUGUGGUGAUAGAAAAACCAUUUGGCAAAGAUCUUGAGAGCUCGAACAAUCUGUCCGAACACCUCAGUGCUUUAUUCAAGGAGGAGGAGAUGUACAGAAUUGAUCAUUAUUUGGGCAAAGAGAUGGUGCAAAACCUGAUGGUGCUAAGAUUUGCCAACAAAAUGUUUAGUCCUAUCUGGAACAGGGACAACAUCGCCUCAGUUGUCAUCAGCUUUAAGGAGCCGUUUGGAACUCAGGGACGAGGCGGCUACUUUGAUGAGUUUGGAAUCAUCAGGGAUGUUAUGCAGAAUCACCUAUUGCAGAUUUUAACCCUGGUAGCCAUGGAGAAACCUCCAACAACAGGAGCAGAGGACAUCAGAAAUGAGAAGGUAAAGGUCCUGAAGAGUAUAUUACCUGUUGAAAUGGAACAUAUUGUCCUAGGCCAAUAUGUAGGUAACCCAGAAGGCACAGGUGAUGAGAAAAUUGGAUAUUUACAGGAUCCAACUGUUCCAAAAGGUUCCACCACACCCACAUUUGCCACAGCUGCCCUAUUUGUGAAGAAUGAACGGUGGGAGGGUGUACCAUUCUUCCUGAGGUGUGGAAAGGCAUUGAAUGAACGGAAAGCAGAAGUACGGAUUCAGUUCCGUGACAUACCAGGUGACAUUUUCCCUCCCGGGGAUGUCAAGCGGAACGAGCUGGUGAUUCGAGUACAGCCAAACGAGGCUGUUUAUUUAAAAAUGAUGACCAAAUCACCAGGCAUGAGUUUUAAGAGUGAAGAAACGGAACUAGAUUUAUCUUACAAUCAUCGUUACCAAAACUUGAAGUUGCCAGACGCUUAUGAACGUCUGAUACUGGACGUCUUCUGCGGGUCACAGAUCCACUUUGUCAGGUCUGACGAACUCUUCGAAGCCUGGAGAAUAUUCACUCCUCUACUCCACAAGAUAGAGAAGGAGAAACCAAAACCAACAGAUUACGUGUAUGGCAGCCGAGGACCAAAGGCCAGUGAUGACUUAUGUGCAAAAUACAACUUUGUAUAUAGUGGGACAUACAAGUGGGUCCAACCAGAACAGAGCAAAAUUUGAGCAUGGACGAAUGGAGAAUACGAAAUCAAGAAGUGGAGGACAGAUUAGGAAGAACAUUGUAAAAUGAUUGCAGUCAAUAACAGAUUCCUGUUGGCCUGGCAUUUCAAUAUUUAUAUAUAUUUAUAUACAUUAUAUCUUUUAAGUGAACAAAUUGGUAUCGGAAAGUUUUUUCUACAAAACUGUGAUUUUUGUGUUUUUCAUGAUUUUAUACCAGUUAUCAAGUUUUAGCGAAGAUGUUUGGGUUCCUUUUUUUUUUAAAAAUGGCAUUGUUAAGUAUAAUAAUAGUUUGUCAGGUUUUGUCGCACGGAUGAUAGUUUAGAUCUGAUGUUAUGUUUUUUUCUUGUUAAUCAAAGUAAACUUUCACUACAAAAUAUUUUGAUUUAUUCUAUUUAAAUGUCAAAUUUAAAUUUUGUCUCCCAAGUGUAACUUAUAAUGUGUGUUAAUGUAAACAUUGUUUAGUGUUAUCCAACUAGAGAAGAAUGACCUUUGAACUUUGCAUGAAUUAUGCUGAUUAGGUUGCAUUCCUUCUUAGAUAUAUCCACUGGCUAUUUGUUGGAUGUGUAGUGUACAGUAGUAGAUGCAUGCAGUUGGUGUGGACAAACUGUGUUCCCUAUCAUUAUAUCAACUGGUCAGUAGUCAGUAUGACAAUGAAAGGUGCACACAGCAUGUCGGUGUGAUUGCACUAUAAUUCAUGUGUAUAAGACAGUAUGAAUUGUAGACAUGGAAGAAUGUCUGGCUUUGUUGCUUAGAUGUAAUGAUUUGACUGUGAAUUUUUAAACAUAUUUCAGAAUUCAAAUUCACUAACAGAGAGAGUUAUUUGAUCUUGUAAAAUGAUGUGUAAUAUGCAAAAGCAAAAUAUUUCCAUAUUUUUAUGCAAUUUUCAAUUUACUUCAUGGAUAAACUUUUCUUAUAAAUGUGUUUUGUGUACCUCCCCAUGUAGAUUUUGACUUUUUUUUCAAUCACAUUUCAUUUUAUCCAAGAUAAAUUUGCCUCGGAAAGUUUGGAAAAAAGUUGGAGGAAAAAGUGCAGUUUUAAAUAUAGACCAACAAUAUGACUCAUUUACCUGGGAAAACUUAUGUAUGGUAUGCUAUUAGUAGAUUUAGAUAUAUUUGUAUUGUAUGUACUGAACAUAUAGAACAAAAAGAAUUCUACCGAUUGAAAUUAUUGUCAGUUGGGUGACUGUCAGACUUGAUCAAAUGGAGAAUCUCAUGUUUAAAUCAAUAUCAUAUUUAUGUAACCACACCUUUUUAUUAAACUUACUAUGGAUUCAAUAUCCAGAACAUUUAAUAUUUAUAACACAUUAUUUAUUAGAAUGUGUUCAAAUGAUCAGUGAACCCAAGAAUGAUCAGAAAGUAACAAAAUAUAAUUGUCAACUGAUAUAACUAUCAGAAAGUGAUAUUAUUUCCAAAAUUUGUUUUAGAACUGAAAGGACCUUCUAAUUUCAGUCAAUGCAAUAUAUGGAAGGGUAUAUACUUAUGUGUUGAACAAUCAAUUAUAUUGACUGCCACGGAGUUGUCUUUCUUGCUGGACAAGAUACAAAGCAUUAUAAAGCAUGGCAGUAUACAGUAGACAUAAAAGUCGACUUUUAUAUCUUUUCUGUCCGCACUCUUCAUUUUGACGUAAAAUCGUAUAAAAUCAACUAUGAGAUUGAACGUCAGGAUCUGUGAUGUAAAAAAACUUUACAUUCAAAAUAUCAUCAGCAUUUUUAAGGAGACUUUUUUCCUUGUGUUACUUUUGUAAAAAGAAUUCAUAGUUUUGAUAUUCUUUGAUAUAUAGUCAUUAUGAAAAGUUUAGUUAAUAAAUUUAUGGUUUCCACUCCUGUAGAUGAAAAGUGAAUAGAUAUUAGCAGUUGUGAUGUAUUUUGAGAGUGAAAUAUUUACGAUAUAAAUUCAGAUAGCCAUAAAAAAACCCCACCAAUAUUGAAUACAUGUCUUUUUUGGUUUGUUUUGUUUCUUCUGUGGCGAUACGCUUUUCAUACAUUUCCAUAUUAAAACACUCCAUAUUCCAAGAAAAAAACAUUUUCAAGUUUCACAAAAAAUUUGUAAACAUCUUUUAUCAAAGAGAGUCUGCUAUCAUCUAAAACUUUUGGUGAUUGAAUAAAGGAAAUCAAAUUGAAGUUAUUAAAUCACAUUUAAAGGAAUUCUCAUACAUUUUAUCUGGUUUACUGAAACACAGUAUUUUAAUAUUGUAUUUGAUGUAUUUAUGUGCUAAAAUAGACAUUUAAGUGUGAAUGUAUGUAUAGGUUUUUUAUGUGUGUUUUUCCUGAAGCCAGACAUAUACUUGAUGUAUUUGUUUUUUUAAACAAGUCAUUUUUUUCAAUUGCUAUUUACCUCAUCUGGUCAGAUUGCCCAUUCAUCAUUUCAAAAGAGUAUUUUUCUAUAAAAUUUGGAAUAAAUUUUGUAGGAAUCCUGAAGCAAAGUUGAUUCAGUUACAUAAUUGAGAGAGAGAACAAAGAGUGUGUUGCCAAGUUGAAGAAAUAGAAGAUUUGUAACUCCUGAAGUUAGUGAAAAUGUCCUUUCAACGUCUGUCCCUAUUUUGAAACUGUUACUUGGUAAGACAAAUCGUACAGAACUAGAAGUGUGUGUAGGCGUCUUGACUGUGAGUAGGAUAUGAUUAUUAGUUUGAAGAGUGCAAUUAGACUAUUUGAAUAUAUACAGUGUACAUUCAAUGUAGAUUUUUUAGUUUCUUUAAAGUAUUAUUUGUACUUUAAUUGUAUAAUCACUUUAAAGGGACUUCAUGGUUGGAUUUUGUUAUUUUUUCCUAUGUGUUUGAUUUCAGGUAAGCAUUGUAAUACUUAAAACUACACUCUAAACAAAAUUAUAACACUCUCUGAGAAAAAUUGAUAAACAUUAUCAGCUUCAUACAAACGCUAGUCGACACUCGCUGUUUAGUCUACCACCCAUCGUGUUUUGAUCGGAGAAACCCGAGUUCAUCACGUGACCUUUCGGAGCCUCAUUUUAAUCCGCCCUUUUGAUAUGAUUUCUUACUAUGUAUAAUUAUGUAAUUAGCAAAAACUUAACAUGCCCGCCAUUUUUCAAUUCUUACUUUGUAAAACGACCUCUUGUUUCACGCAAAAUAAAUGAAUUUGAAUUAGUAUGAAUCUAAAAUUGCAUGCGCAAAGACAUUGUUUACACUCUCUGAACGAUAAUGAUUUGAAUUAGUGUUGGGUCCCUCUUAUUUUAUUGCAAUUUUUUUAUAUUGUUGUUAAAAUAGUUAUGCAAACUAUAAAAUAUUAUAAAUAACAGAAAGUACAUUAUUCUAACAGAUAUUUAAAUGUUAUAAUGCUGUUUAUCAGUAAUGAAAUGAAUAUCCAACCAUUUAGUCCCUUUAAGAAGUUGUACAGGUAUCAGUUAUUUUACUCCCAGUUAUUACCAUAUGAGUGCUACUGUUAUUGUCAUACAUACAUGUUCUGUAAGUAAUUUGAUUAAGUGCUACAAAUAUCUUUGAUUUAACUCAUGAGUCUUUUUGUAUGUAUUAUAACAAUUUAUAAGUGCUAUUAGUAGUAUACAUUAUUAGUUGAAAAAGUGCUAUAAGAUUAUACAUUUACAUAAGGUUUGAAGAAAGUAUUGACAGGAGCGAAACAUUUUCUUCAGGUUGUUUGUUCUGUAUCAGGAUUUUGAGUUAUUAUUUUGUAAAUUAUUGUAGUCAAUACAAUUCAUAGGGUUUCAUAUUGUUAGUACAAUAUUCAUGUUUUAGUCCUAAAUGGAAUUGAUUACUUUUAAAAGCUCCGAUAUGUAAGAUAUUCAUAAUAUCAAAGGUUAAAGGACCUCAGAUGUAUUUCUGUGACUUGUUCCCUGUUUUAGAGACAAAUUGUUUCAUUAUGCAAACAUUCCUUACCAUCGCAUGUAAAAUAUAAGUGGACUUAACUUUGUUUUGAUUUUUGUUGAUUUUCCACAAUAACAUCUAAAACCUUGACAGAAAGUUUUCCUACAUUCAAAAUGCUUAUCCCCAAGGCUGCACUCAACAGUCAUGAAGCCAAGUAGAGUGAUCCAGUUUGAGACUAUAUAUAAAUACGGAAGUUAUACUGAAGUUUUUAUACUGAAAAAAUCAUUAAUUUUUCAAGAGAAUUUCAUUUAGUUUGAUUACCCCCUACUUUUAUAUCAGCAGAUUCAAAUGUCGUUGUAUUAGUAGAUCUGAUAUGAAUUUUGAGUACUUUAAGCAGAUUUUGCGAAAACAAUUGAUCCAGGAAGUCAAGUUGACAUGAAAAAGUAAUUUUCUACUUUGGAAGAAAAAAUUCAAGCUCAGCAAAAUGCAUAUGGGCUGAAAACAAUUUAACAACAAUGAUUUAUUUGCAGGUUUUAAUUUAGGUAUUUUUCAUUCAUGUUAAUUAAUCAUUAGAUAUGAAAGUAUUGACAUUGUUAUAUAUAUCAGCUAUUUUUACUGACAUCGACUGAUUGAAUCAUUUGAAAACAUGAAUUUAUACAAAAUC
Molecule: messenger RNA, 5962 nt
Organism: Ylistrum balloti
Lineage: Eukaryota; Metazoa; Mollusca; Bivalvia; Pectinida; Pectinidae
Product: glucose-6-phosphate 1-dehydrogenase X-like
Exons: 12
Coding region: 1-1533 (510 amino acids)
Biological process (GO): pentose-phosphate shunt, oxidative branch; glucose metabolic process
Cellular component (GO): cytosol
Molecular function (GO): glucose-6-phosphate dehydrogenase activity; NADP binding
Source: RefSeq, a predicted model, not a curated record